This is a messenger RNA of Rotaria sordida, 786 nucleotides long. Lineage: Eukaryota; Metazoa; Rotifera; Eurotatoria; Philodinida; Philodinidae. The record is from the annotation of a GenBank genome assembly.
AUGUUAUCAUUAAUUCAAGUUAUGAAGACGAUUGCUACAUUUUUCAAUAACUAUCGUAUCAAUCGAAAUGUUUAUAAUAUUAAUACAAAUACAACAAUAGAUCGAAUUGAAUGUGAACGAAAUGUAUGCGAAAAAGAAUUACAUAGAUUAAAAUAUGGACUUGAGAAUUUAUUAAAAAAUAAAGCUCAUAAAAAUUUUCAAAUACGAAAGACAAAUUGGAUAGAUCAAUGUUGGUCAUGUUGUCGUCGAUGUACUCGUAAUAGAAAUCAUAUACCUUACAAUGGUUGGAAGAAAUAUGAUUUAAAACGAAAAAUUGCAAAUUUUCUAACAAGCAAAAUUGCUACUAUUGAUCCAACUUGUAAAUCGAUACUUUUCAAAAUUCUUGAAGGAAAAAUAUUAGAUUGUCUUUCUAAUGGUCAAAAAGUUGAUCAAAAUCGAUCAGAUUCUAUUAGUAUUACGUCAUUAUCAACAAGCUAUGAAUCACCGUCUAAUUCUUCUAUAUUAACUGAUAAUGAAUUUCGUUCUCCUCACAUCGUUCUAUCCCAACCAUCAACUACAGACACAAUAUCAACCUUAAAAUCAAGUUCAAUAUCUGCAUUUCCUUAUGGAACGUCAACAUCAAAUGUAGAUCAUACUCUAACAAGGCUAACCUCUAAAAAUGAUAUAUCGAAAGCCAAUGAUUAUGAAAAAUCUACAUUAAGUGUUCCUGUAGCUAAAACAUUACGAUCAAGUGAUAUUUUAUUAGAUAUUUUAAUUGAUUAUGAAAAAGUCAAACAACAAAAUUAA